Molecule: messenger RNA, 753 nt
Organism: Paramecium sonneborni
Lineage: Eukaryota; Ciliophora; Oligohymenophorea; Peniculida; Parameciidae
Source: the annotation of a GenBank genome assembly
AUGUUGGUGUCAAUAUAUAUAAGUGAUUAUAAUUAAUAAAGUAACAUAAAAUUAAUUGUCAGAGUUAUCAAAAUGGGAAUACCUUGUUCAUCACAAAGAAAAACCACAUUUUAAUAAGAGUAGAAUGGUAAAUGUAAAAAUUUAUCAUAAAUUAAUGAAACAGAUUAAUAGAUUUCAAUUAGUAAUGGAAUUUCUUACUUUUUAAGAAGAUUAGAUUAAUUUAAUAAAUAAGAUCAACCGCAUGAAACUAAAUAGUUAGUUUCAUUCUUUGAAAAAUAAUAAUAAUGGUUAGAAUGGAAAUUAGAAUGUGAUAUUGCUUUCAUAAUUGAUUUAACAACAAAAAAUGAUAAAAAAAGAAUAAGACUAUUAAAAGAAUUAUUAGCUGAUAAGGAGAGACAUUAGUCUAGAUUUGGAAUUAUUUAUCUUGGAAAUGAGAAAGCUUAGUUUGAUUUAAUAGAUGACUCUGAAGAAACAACUUAUAAUCUAUAAAAAUAACUAUAAAAUCUUAAAUUAGAUGACUGGAUAAAUAUUUUUAAAGCUCUCAGAGCUCAUAUAAUUUUUAAUAAAGAGUAAAUCUUACCUUCAAUUUAUAUUUUGAGUGAAAAUAAAUAGUCUUAAAAUGAUGAUUCAAUUUUAGAAGUUGUUGAUAACUUAUUAGAGGAUACAUGUUAAAAACAUUCUCUAAAUUUUCAUUGUAAUAGUUAUAAAGUAGAAGAUAAAGAUUUUUAUAGUGAACAAGAACUAAAAUUAUGA